CUUGGCGCAAUUCCUGCCUUGGCUCCCCAUCUUCCUUCUCAACCGUCUCUUCUUCUCCGAAUCGCUUCUCUGCCGCCAUGUCCCAUCCCGAAGCAUCAGCCUUCGCCGACCUCAAUGCCUCGACCGACACCCACAUCAUCAACCUCGACGCCUCGACCAGCACCCACCUCGCCGACGUCAAGGCCGAGAGCGAGUCCAUCAAGUCUGUCGAAGGCCCUCUUGGCCUCGACCACCACCACUACUCGCACCGAAGCCCCUGGCUGCGUGCCGCUGUCCUGGGUGCGAACGACGGGCUCGUCUCGGUCGGUGCCCUGCUCAUCGGCGUUGUCGCUGCCGGCACCUCCAACAGACCCACCUUCCUCGGCCCCGACCCUGUCGUUCUGGCGGGUCUUUCUGCUCUCAUCGCCGGCGCCCUGUCGAUGGCUCUCGGCGAGUAUGUCUCGGUCGCUUCCCAAAAGGACUCGGAGCUGGCCGAUCUGCGGCUCGAGCGCCUCGCUCACGAAGGCGGCCCGGAGCAGCGGCGCAAGGAGCUCGAGGAACUCACCCGCAUCUACAUGAGCCGCGGCCUCGAUCGCGAGCUCGCCAAGACCGUCGCCAUCGAGCUCUCCAAGAACGACCCCGUUGCUACCCACGCCCGCGACGAGCUCGGCAUCGACGUCGACGACCUCACCAAUCCCUUCCAGGCCGCCGUGACCUCGCUCCUGACCUUCUCUGUCGGAGCAGUGAUGCCGCUGCUGGUUGUUAUCUUUGCCAAGACGUUCCUGCUCCGGAUUGUGCUUCUUGUCAUUGUCAAUCUCAUCUUCCUGUUUGUUUUUGGUGCCGCCGGAUCCUACCUCGGCGGUGCCCCGCUCUGGAAGGGUGCCCUGCGAGUCACCAUCGGCGGCGGCAUUGCCAUGGGCGGCACCUAUCUUGCUGGAUUUGCAUUCGGAACCGUGUCGUCCUGAGUCAUGAUGGUUAUCCCUUGGAAGGGAACCAUGUGGCUCCGAUGAUUUAGCCCCGACAAUUGAUCUGGCCCUUUCGCUUCCCCGGUUCGUUGCUACUGGUUCCCGUGCCCUCGCCCUGCGAUGUAUGCUCUGUCCGAUAAUUUGUGUUUUAUUCUACCCUGCCCAUCGGCCCCCCGCUCUCCCUUCCUCCCAUCGAAUCGCAACUAUCGGCCUAAUCGCUGGCUGGGUCCGAUAUGCUGUCCAGUGGGAGGUACCGAACUGUGGCUGCGCCAAAAAUAUAUUGUUCACAUUUGAUGUCGCCGUGAC
Polychytrium aggregatum is the source of this 1250-nucleotide messenger RNA. RefSeq names its product VIT family-domain-containing protein. Lineage: Eukaryota; Fungi; Chytridiomycota; Chytridiomycetes; Polychytriales. Gene Ontology annotation, molecular function: manganese ion transmembrane transporter activity; iron ion transmembrane transporter activity. The record is from RefSeq and is a predicted model, not a curated record. Bases 78 to 944 code for a protein of 288 amino acids. Gene Ontology annotation, cellular component: membrane. The transcript has a single exon. Gene Ontology annotation, biological process: intracellular manganese ion homeostasis.